Messenger RNA from Formica exsecta, 1053 nucleotides. Its product is annotated as 28S ribosomal protein S28, mitochondrial-like. The coding region runs from base 71 to 754 and encodes 227 amino acids. Gene Ontology annotation, cellular component: mitochondrial small ribosomal subunit. NCBI's taxonomy places the organism in Eukaryota, Metazoa, Arthropoda, Insecta, Hymenoptera, Formicidae. Gene Ontology annotation, molecular function: zinc ion binding. The record is from RefSeq and is a predicted model, not a curated record. The transcript is spliced from 4 exons.
AAAUUCGGCUGUGAUCUACGAAUCGCCGAUAGAAAUUGUGACGAUACAAAACGGCAUUCUAGUUACAAUCAUGAACAAGAUACAUCGUCUCGAGAGAACGUUGUCACAUUUGCGAUCUUUCAACGUGUUCAGAGUGAAUUCUGCGAGAUAUUUCAGUUCGGAGAAAAAUUCAGAGGGAGAAAGUAACGACUCGCCGAUCCUGGAGUCCGCCGUCGACAAAGAAACGCAAGCAGAGAAAAUAGAUACAGAAACGGAGUCUGAGAAAAAAUUGAGCGGCUUUGCACAAAGUUAUGAAAAGUUCUCGCACAUUGAUGAUAAAAUUCCUGAGAUGCCCAAAACAUUCGUUUCCCUGAUUCGCAACUCUAAAUUUGUCGAUCUGGGAGAUCCUGAAGGAAAAUUAGUAAUCGGUGAGAUCUUUCAUGUGGUCGAUGAUGAUCUGUAUAUCGAUUUUGGAUGGAAGUUUCACUGCGUUUGUCGGAAACCUGUCAAGAAUGGACAAUAUUACGUGAGAGGAUCAAAAGUUAGAUUAAGGAUAAAGGACUUGGAAUUGUCGAGCAGAUUCUUAGGAGCAACCACAGAUGUAACUCUUCUAGAAGCUGACUGUGUUUUAGUAGGUUUAAUAUCGUCACCAUUACAAAUGGCAGAACAGAAAACAAGGAUCAGUAAGCCAAAAACACAAUCUCUCUACUCUACGAACGCAACCAAUCGAAGCGCUGCGAUUGGUGGACGCAUGUCACGUGGGACCGGAAAAUAGGGAUAGAAAUCGCUCGCGAGAGGCCAGUCUCGUGGUCACGUCACAGUCACGUCACAGUCGUCGUUUCGAUAAGACGUGAAGGUGUUCCUUUUUGAUUUUUUUUUCGUUUCUUUUGACAUCGUCAUUUCGCGCGUUUUCCUUUCACUCGCGUCUUUGGCAAACGAGGAAGAUUCACGAGUGGUGAUGGAUGACGAGUUGUACGGUAAUAUAUCCUGUGACAGUUCUCUUGUGUCGCGUGAAUACGCGUGAAUCGUGUUUUGUCACACGGCCCCUGCUCUGCCGUGUUUUACACCGCCAAA